Molecule: messenger RNA, 1473 nt
Organism: Glarea lozoyensis ATCC 20868
Lineage: Eukaryota; Fungi; Ascomycota; Leotiomycetes; Helotiales; Helotiaceae
Product: PLC-like phosphodiesterase
Exons: 2
Coding region: 1-1473 (490 amino acids)
Biological process (GO): lipid metabolic process
Molecular function (GO): phosphoric diester hydrolase activity
Source: RefSeq, a predicted model, not a curated record
AUGUGUGGAUUCAAUAUCAAAGACAUCUUUGCUAACGCUGGGAAGAAGAUCGCUACCAAGAUGCCGAGUAAAGGUGUUCAGUGUUAUUCUUACGUUGGAGUCCCUGGAUGUGCUAUUGAAUUCUCCGUACCAGGCAGCGUGAUUCGCAAAGAUGGACUGAGACAAUUUGGAAACGACCAUCUUGAAGUCGACAAGAGGCAUAUUAACGGCACCUUUAAAUUCAGUGGAACUUUCUCUUUCAAAGUCAGCCAGAAUGGAAACCAAAUUGCUCACCAACAAAUCGAAAUCAACACGAUGACAGGUAACAUUGAGGGAGGAACAUUGAACCAAAUGGGCAAUACCCAAAGCAUUAUUGCAGGUGAUGUUAUCAUCACCUAUGGAUUCUACGAUGCUCCAGAUGCUGUUCAAGGUAGGGCCGGACUACCGACCAGCGACCAGUGCUGGGUCUGCGUAUCGCCAAACUACUCGUCAUGGAUGGGACAACUGGCGCCGGGAGGCUCACCGCAAGCAGACAAGCCUUUUUCGAAAUGGAUGCUUCCAGCAGCUCACGAUAUCGGUAUGAACAGCAUGCAGAACUCUAUAGCAGUCCUCCACAGCGAUGCUCUCAUCGAGGUUAUGAAGAGAAUCAACCCUGUCGUCGCUAAGAUCGCUGGAAUGAUGACGCGAGAAGCAGCCAAAGCGAUUGCACCAGCUAUCAUCGAGGGCCUGGCGAUUACUCAAAAAGACACGGUGCCCAUGAUCCUCAGCAUUGGAGCAAGAUACUUCGAGUUCCGGCCAGCUUACCUGCAUAAUGAAAUUCGUGACACGGCUGGUAUUCCCAACGAUCUCUAUUUCCAACACAGCGCAAUUCCGGGCAUGGCAUACGCCCAAUUCCUACGGGAGGUAGUUGACUUCCUCAUUCAACACCCAGAAGAAAUCGUUGUUGUCCAGCUCCGUUGGGAUGGGGUUCCUGCAGAAUGUGCUCGACCCAAUGACGAAGACAUGCUCAAUCACUUGAACGCCGCCCUCGCAGCCUCAAACGGAUCCAUCCAACACGGCUCCUUAGAUGACAUGCUCAACAAAACCACAACCCAGCUCCGCUCCGAAUCCAAACGUCUAAUCCUCUUCGUCAACUCAGACUCUUUCUCAACCUACACCGACGAAGGAAACGCAACCAUAAACGGGGACUCCUUAAUCGCUGAAUUCAACAAAAUCUCCCCCGAACGCCAAAGUGGCCAUGCCUUUACAAAUCUACAAUGUCAAGCCACCGCCACGAAUAUCAUGGAUGUGGUCGUUUUCAGCAUCUUGAACACGAAUGCUAGUUCCAGCUGUUUACUGGCAACGAAACCGAUCUGUGACAGCAAGACGCUACCUUGGAUUCAGAAGGAGGCGGGGAGGUUGAUUGAUGGCCAGUUGGUUGUGGUAAUGAAUGAUUUUGUGGAUGGCGCGACGGCGGAUGUUUGUGUCGAGUGGAGCCGGAGACGGUUGGAAUAG